Messenger RNA from Paramisgurnus dabryanus, 3143 nucleotides. RefSeq names its product phosphofructokinase, platelet b (gene pfkpb). Gene Ontology annotation, molecular function: monosaccharide binding; ATP binding; AMP binding. The record is from RefSeq and is a predicted model, not a curated record. Gene Ontology annotation, biological process: fructose 6-phosphate metabolic process; fructose 1,6-bisphosphate metabolic process; canonical glycolysis. Gene Ontology annotation, cellular component: 6-phosphofructokinase complex; cytoplasm; membrane. NCBI's taxonomy places the organism in Eukaryota, Metazoa, Chordata, Actinopteri, Cypriniformes, Cobitidae.
AGUUAUUAGCCUACCGGGCCGUGAGAGGCUGCGAAGCGCACCGACGCCGGGAAGAAGUUCGUCGGCAGAGCCUUUUAUCCUCUCCACCUUGCUUUGGAUAGUUACUUCGACUUGACAUUUCAUCUCUUCAUCUGUUUGGGAAAGAUAUAGCCUACGUGAAAUCAUGCCGGACAAUAAGAAAUUCAUGGAAAACCUUUCCGGGACAGGGAUGAGUAUUGGCGUGUUGACAAGCGGCGGGGAUGCUCAAGGUAUGAAUGCUGCCGUGAGGGCAGUCGUCAGAAUGGGAAUCUAUGUUGGAGCCAAAGUUUAUUUUAUCCAUGAGGGUUAUCAGGGCAUGGUGGAUGGAGGUGACAACAUCAUAGAGGCAUCAUGGGAAAGUGUUUCCAGUAUGUUGCAAGUGGGUGGCACAGUGAUCGGCAGCGCCCGUUGCAAGGAUUUUCGUACCCGGGAGGGACGAUUGCGUGCCGCUUCAAACCUUGUGCUGCAUGGCAUCACCAACUUGUGUGUGAUUGGUGGAGACGGCAGUUUAACCGGGGCUAAUCUCUUUAGGGAGGAGUGGAGCGAACUACUGGAUGAGCUCGUCCAAUCAGGAGAAAUCAGCGAAGAAGCUGCUCAGACUCAUUCGGUGUUGCAUAUAGUGGGGAUGGUGGGCUCUAUAGACAAUGAUUUCUGUGGAACUGAUAUGACUAUAGGCACCGACUCGGCACUGCACAGGAUUAUAGAGGUGGUGGAUGCAAUAAUGACCACAGCACAGAGCCACCAAAGGACCUUUGUGUUGGAGGUGAUGGGUCGACACUGUGGGUAUCUAGCAUUAGUCAGUGCUCUUGCAUGUGGUGCUGACUGGGUGCUUAUUCCUGAAAUGCCACCUGAAGAUGGCUGGGAGGAACAGAUGUGUCAUAAAUUAUCAGAGAAUCGAGCUGAUAAGAAACGCCUUAAUAUCAUCAUAGUAGCUGAAGGUGCAAUAGACCAGAGCAACAAGCCCAUAACCACAGACUAUAUAAAGGAUCUGGUUGUGCGUUGUUUGGCGUUUGACACACGGGUCACCAUUUUGGGUCACGUCCAGAGAGGAGGAACCCCCUCGGCCUUCGACAGGAUUUUGGCCAGUCGUAUGGGAGUAGAAGCUGUGUUGGCUUUGUUAGAAGCGUCUCCUGGUACUCCAGCAUGUGUGGUGUCUCUGUGUGGGAAUCAAGCCGUCAGGGUUCCUCUAAUGGAGUGCGUUCAAAUGACUCAAGAAGUGCAGAAGGCGAUGGAUGAAAAAAGGUUUGAGGAGGCUAUGAAAUUACGUGGCAGAAGUUUUGAAAACAACCUGAACACCUACAAACUCUUGUCCCACCACAAAACUGAUGCUGAACUGCCACGUACUUCUUUUAAUGUGGCCGUGUUGAAUGUCGGUGCUCCCGCAGCAGGGAUGAACGCAGCGGUCCGUUCGGCUGUCAGGGUGGGCAUCACAGAGGGUCACACUAUGUUUGCUGUUAAUGAUGGAUUUGAGGGCUUCUACAAGGGACAGAUUAAAGAAAUACAUUGGGGUGAUGUUGGAGGCUGGACAGGUCAGGGCGGCUCACUGCUAGGAACAAAAAGAACACUUCCAGCAAAACACAUCGAUAAGAUUGCAGAACAGAUGAGAAUUCACAACAUCAAUGCUUUACUGGUUAUUGGAGGAUUCGAGGCGUAUCUGGGGCUGAUGGAGCUGCAAGCAGCUCGGUCCAAACACGCGGAGCUUUGCGUUCCGAUGGUGAUGGUUCCGUCCACUGUGUCCAACAAUAUUCCCGGAUCAGACCUGAGCAUUGGGGCAGACACUGCCCUCAACGCCAUCACAAGCGCUUUUGAGAGUUUGCUACAGCUGGUCGAUGCCCGCAGCAGCUAUGAGGAGUUCUGUGUGCCCAUGUGCAUGCUGCCCGCCACCAUCAGUAAUAAUGUAGCUGGCACUGAUCUCAGCAUCGGAGCUGACACAUCACUCAAUGCAAUAGUGGAGACGUGUGACCGCAUAAAGCAGUCGGCCAGUGGCACCAAGCGUCGCGUCUUCAUCAUUGAGACGAUGGGUGGAUACUGUGGUUACCUAGCAACCGUCGGGGGGCUGGCUGCUGGAGCCGACGCAGCUUACAUCUACGAAGAGCCGUUUGACAUCCGAGACCUACAAUCUAACGUUGAGCAUUUAACUGAGAAGAUGAAGACCAGCAUCCAGAGGGGUUUAGUGCUGAGGAACGAAAACUCCAGUGAAAACUACACCACUGAUUUUAUUUACCAGCUGUACAGCGAAGAGGGCAAAGGAGUGUUUGACUGCAGGAAAAAUGUCCUGGGACACAUGCAGCAGGGCGGCACUCCUUCACCAUUUGACAGGAACUUUGGCACCAAAAUUGCAGCCAAAGCCAUGCAGUGGAUCUCCAAGAAGCUCAACGAGUUUUACAGUGAAGGCCGUGUGUUUGCUAACACAGAGGAUUCUGCAUGUUUGUUGGGAAUGCGACGCAGGGCUUUGGUCUUUCAGCCUGUGACUCAACUCAAAGAUGAGAUCGAUUUUGUUCACAGGAUCCCAAAGGAACAAUGGUGGCUCAAACUACGGCCACUCAUGAAGAUACUGGCCAAGUACAAAACCAGUUAUGACGUGUCUGAUUCAGGCCAGCUGGAACACAUCGCUCGUCUGAGAGCUAAAGACCACUCGGCUAUUUAAAGUAAGCUUUGUGUAAAACCCACAGCAGAUCUAUGGAAAUGUACUUUGAUGUUAGCACACAAGCAUAUACGAUGUAUCAAUUCACAUGAAAUUGUGACACUAGACAUUCAGCCAAGAAAAUCAUUAUACAGUGUAUUGUGAGGUUACAAUCUCUGCGCUUAUUUUAUUAUCCCCAUUUACUGGGCAAAGUGCUAUAUUUUGUGAAUAGUCGAGUUAUAAUGAAUAUUGUAGAGCUUAUUUUUCUUAUAUAUAAAGCUAUAGAGAAAUCAUCAUCCUGCUGACUUGCACUAAUGUGUCAUAGUUACACAGCUAUCUAUGUAGUUCUUGUCCUGUGUGUUAUGAAAGCUGUUUGUACCAAAGCAGAUGUUGUGUUAGUGUACAUGUUUGUCCUAAAAUUCAUUGUGUGUAACCAAUGAUGCAUAAACUUAGAUUGUAAUUAUGUGACUUUAUUUAUUAGAUAACAUAUACAUGUUAAAAU